CGCGCCGGCGCGCGCCGCCCGAGCCCGCCUCUUCCCGGAAGAAACAUGGCCGUGGCCUAGGUGGGUCCGGUUCGCGGCGUCACGGGCGCUCGGCCCCGCUCGAAGGAUCUGCGAGGGGAGGGAGUCUGCCUCACCGGCCCUGCCGUCUCUCUCUGGCUCCUCGCCACACUUGCAGGCUGUGCUACGCCUGGACCCAGGUGGCCAUGGCAUCCGGGCAGGACCUCCUCUGGCUUCUGGGAGUCGUCCUUCUGAUGGAUGCAUCUGCUCGGCCUGCCAACCACUCGUCUGCUCGGGAGAGAGCGGGCAACAGGGAGGAGCGUGAGAUCCUGCCCCCAGACCACCUGAAUGGGGUGAAGCUGGAGAUGGACGGGCACCUCAACAGGGACUUCCACCAGGAGGUCUUCUUGGGAAAGGACACAGGCGGGUUCGAGGAGGAUGCAGAGCCGCACAAGAGCCGGAGGAAGCUGAUGGUCAUCUUCUCCAAGGUAGAUGUGAACACGGACGGGAGGGUCAGCGCCAAGGAGAUGCAGCGCUGGAUCAUGGAGAAGACGGCCGAGCACUUCCAGGAGGCUGUUGCUGAGAGCAAGGUGCACUUCCGUGCCGUGGACCCUGAUGGCGAUGGCCACGUGUCCUGGGACGAAUAUAAGGUGAAGUUUUUGGUGAGCAAAGGCCACAAUGAGAAGGAAGUUGCUAAGAAGAUAAGGGAUGAGGAGGAGCUGAGGCUGGAUGAGGAGACACAGGAAGUCCUGGAGAACCUGAGGGACCGCUGGUACCAGGCCGACAGCCCCCCGCCAGACCUGCUGCUGACUGAGGAGGAGUUCCUGUCUUUUCUCCACCCGGAGCACAGCCGUGGCAUGCUCAAGUUCAUGGUCAAGGAGAUCGUGCGGGACCUGGACCAGGACGGGGACAAGCAGCUCUCGCUGCCUGAGUUCAUCUCGCUGCCCGUGGGCACCGUGGAGAAUCAGCAGGGGCAGGACAUGGAUGAUGGCUGGGUGAGAGACAGAAAGAAGGAGUUUGAGGAGCUGAUCGAUGCCAACCGUGACGGGGUCGUGACCGCGGAUGAGCUGGAGGACUACAUGGACCCCAUGAACGAGUACAACGCUCUCAACGAGGCCAAGCAGAUGAUCGCCAUCGCCGAUGAGAACCAGAACCAGCACCUGGAGCCUGAGGAGGUUCUCAAGUACAGCGAGUUCUUCACGGGCAGCAAGCUGAUGGACUACGCACGCAACGUGCACGAGGAGUUCUGAGCCCACCCGGCCGGGCCCCCAUACACCGCCCCCAGUCCCGCUGCCACCACCACCCGGGGCCCAGGUCGAUUAAAGGUGCGCUCGAGCAGGCCGUGUGUCCCCCCACAGUACACGCCACAGGCCGGCUCAGGCCUGGAUGCCGCCUGCCCACCCCCAGGGUACGCGGGAGUCCUGGGGCAUCACAGCCUCUCGCUUCUGAGAACGCCGAGCCGUUGGGCUGGCCACAUCGGGGCCCCGCGGACUCGUCACACCCGUGGGAACAGGCCCCUGUUUCCUUGAAAACUGAAAGAUGAAGACAGAACUAGAAUGUGCUUUGCUGGAAACCAGUAGCUGGCCCCGGGCUGCUGGCCCCCCAGGCGUGGGGUGACGUCAGAACUGCUCAGCGAGUGUCUGUCCCCAAGGAAGUGCAGCUUUGUGACAAGAUCUCUUUAAAAUAUAGCUGCUUCGUUAUCCCA
Molecule: messenger RNA, 1702 nt
Organism: Manis pentadactyla (Chinese pangolin)
Lineage: Eukaryota; Metazoa; Chordata; Mammalia; Pholidota; Manidae
Gene: SDF4
Product: stromal cell derived factor 4
Exons: 7
Coding region: 204-1247 (347 amino acids)
Biological process (GO): calcium-ion regulated exocytosis
Cellular component (GO): endoplasmic reticulum
Molecular function (GO): calcium ion binding
Source: RefSeq, a predicted model, not a curated record